AUGAUAGGACCAUUGGCGUUCCUGCAGUCCAUCUCCCACGCCCAAAGUAUGGAGACCCUCAACACAACUGGCGAGGCCGCUGGUCUCCCAACUGCACCUCCUUCACAGUUCGCCAUCUUGGACUUUCUAUUCCCUGGCUUUUCCACCUUUUCAAGUAUCGUCCAUGCUUAUCUCGGUAUCGACCUUAACCUCUACAUCCCCCUCCUCCUGGUUAUCUCCGGUAUCAUGUUUGCCUGGAACUAUAUCACUGAGUAUUCAUGGAGCAUUAUCGGUCAGCAUCUCAUGUCUGCUGUACGUAUUCGCACCGAUGAUGAAAUCUACAACAUAGUGAUGGCCUGGGUGGCAAACCAACGAUUUGCCCAAGGUUCUCGACGUUUCAUGGUCAACACCAACAUCAACUCUAGGAGUUGGUUCUUGUUUCGAUGGGACGACGACGACAACGAAGAGGAAGAUUCUGGCUCAACUAAGAAGCCUCUCCAGUAUACCCCUUCGGUCGGUUCUCACUUCUUCUGGUACAAGGGCCAUGUCCUUCUCUUCGAGCGCCAUGAGAACCGUGAGCGCUCCGGGUUCCUCACCUCGAGCGAGCGAGAGGAGCUGUCCAUCUCCUGCUUCGGCCGCAACCCCCGUAUCAUUAAGGAGCUCCUUGUCGAUGCUCGUGAACAGUAUCUGAAAAAGGACGAGAAAAAGACCAUCAUUUACCGUGGUUCACUUGGUCAAAAUGGCGGCGAUCCUACAUGGCAACGAUGCAUGAGUCGAGCUAGUCGCCCCAUUUCUACGGUUAUCCUCAACGAAAAGGUCAAGCAAGACGUGAUUGCAGACGUCACCGACUAUCUUGACCCCAACACCCGCCGCUGGUACUCCAACCGCGGUAUCCCUUACCGCCGUGGCUAUCUUCUUUACGGCCCCCCUGGAACCGGAAAGAGUUCGCUUAGUCUGGCCUUGGCUGGUUUCUUUCGCAUGCGAAUCUACAUGGUCAGUUUGAGCUCUACCAUGGCUAGUGAAGAGAACCUCGCAACCCUCUUUGCCGAGCUCCCUCGCCGUUGUGUAGUACUUCUGGAGGAUAUUGACACUGCUGGUCUCACUCACACUCGUGAGGAUACAAAGGGUGAAAACACAGAGGAUGCAGUUGUGCCCGUCACCACCGCACCCGCCAAGCCUGGUCUCCCCCCUACUACAGCACCUGCGCUCCCAGGUCGACUUUCACUAUCGGGACUCCUCAAUAUACUCGAUGGUGUUGCAUCUCAAGAAGGACGCGUCCUUAUCAUGACUACAAAUCAUCUUGAGAAGUUGGACAAGGCUCUCAUCCGUCCUGGCCGUGUCGAUAUGAUUGUUGAAUUCGGUCGUGCCGACGCUGAUAUGAGUGCCUCUAUCUUCCGUGCCAUCUACGCCCCUUAUGAGGGAGAGGGUACGUCUGGAAAGGAUGUGGAAAUCCUGCUACCCGAUGAGGUUCAGAAGCAGGCUGCAUUGGCUGAAAAGACCCGCCAGGAGACCAUGGAGCGAGUUAAUGCUCUCGCCGAUAAGUUUGCUACCAAGAUGCCCGAGCUCGAAUUCAGCCCUGCUGAAAUCCAAGGAUUGCUUCUCAAGCACAAGCGCAACCCUGAGGCCGCCAUUGACGCUGUUGAUGAGUGGGUGGUAGAAACCCGCAAGGAGAAGAAGCAGAAGGAAAUCGAGGAUGCGGAGAAGCGACGCAAGGAGGAGCAGGAGGCCCGCAAGGCGGAAGCCAAGAAGAAACGCAAGGAGGAACGAGCAAAGGCGAAGAAGGCCAAGGCUAAGGCCAAGCGAAAGAGUAACGGCGAGAGCUCUGGCUCCGACUCUUCUGAUUCUGAUACCGAAUCCGAGACUGAAAACCGCAGCAACGAGAAGAAGGAUGAAAAGAAGGACGAGAAGGAUGCGGAGAAAUCUGAAGACACGCCUAAGGAAGCCGAGGAAAAGAAGAAACUGGAGGUUCCAGACGAGGAAGUAACCAAGUCCAAGGGAACUUCUGAUUCUGGAUACGACACCCCCAACACUGCCUCGUAA
Molecule: messenger RNA, 2019 nt
Organism: Fusarium mangiferae
Lineage: Eukaryota; Fungi; Ascomycota; Sordariomycetes; Hypocreales; Nectriaceae
Exons: 1
Coding region: 1-2019 (672 amino acids)
Biological process (GO): protein insertion into mitochondrial inner membrane from matrix; mitochondrial respiratory chain complex III assembly
Cellular component (GO): mitochondrial inner membrane
Molecular function (GO): ATP binding; ATP hydrolysis activity
Source: RefSeq, a predicted model, not a curated record